AUGAUCAUCCCAAUACUUCCUAUUCUCGCCGGGCAUUCAGCAUUAUGGCACGUCCACUCGUCUCAGUCACAAAGCAACUGGCACAUAGAGUCCUUCCAAUCGCAACCCAACUUAGACCCAUCGAUACACCCGAUCCGUCACCUUGCUACAAAAGCCGAUGUUGAAUUCCAUGCGAUGGUCAAGAGGCAAUCUCGAACCCUGGAUGCUUGUUGCAGAGAGUACGAACGGCGAUAUGGACGAAAACCUCCACCGCAUUUUGAUAAGUGGUUUCGAGCCGCCCAGAAACAAGGAUUCCUGUUAAUGGACGAGUUCGAUUCGAUGAUGGCAACUAUGCAACCGCUAUGGGGUGUGGCUCCAUCUGAUAUUCGAGCUCGUCUGGAUAAAAUAAUUGCUGCAAGCGAGGGGCAAGGCAUGUAUCUGUUUACUGUUUCUCGCGAUGAAAAUCGCGUAUUCACCAAUCCCGAAAACUGGAUGGGAUCAACAUUCAGUUAUUGGUUCGACUCUGAAGUUCUCCAAACUUUACCUGACUUAUCCCUUGUGGUGAAUACUAUGGAUGAACCUAAAGUUGUGGUCCCUUACGACAUGCUGUCCCAUGCCUUGCAAGUUGCUCGAACUCCGCGCAAGGGCCCUCUAUUGCCCGGAAAAAGGCCUGACCUUGCUCAACAUGUUGACCUAUUAAACAUUGGCAAGCAAAAUACUUGGGAUGCGUUAUCACUGUCGUGUUCCCCUGGCACUGUAGCACGAGACUUCUCCCUACAGGCUGACGGCUCUCCUUUCCUCACUGAAAUGGGGUUUCUCUCCAACCUGACACUGAGUAAGGACGUUUGCCAGUUCCCUGAGCUUCAUAAUAUCCACGCUGGCCUUCGUCACCCGUCUUCGAUGACGAUUACCCAUUCCUUAGUUCCGGUGUUUUCCCAGGCAAAAGCAUCCUGCUUUAAUGAUGUGCUAUACCCAAGUCCAUUUUAUGCCGAAAAACUUCGAACGGGGGAAUACAAGGAACAACACGAUGUAGACUGGGAAGAAAAAGAGAACAUUGUUUAUUGGACCGGGUCAAACACGGGAGGCCACUCUACGUCUGAGAAUUGGAGAUCUUUACAGCGACAGCGCCUAGCGCUGAUGACCUCGAAUGAAAGCCAACCUAUCAAUUUGCUGAGACUAACCCACCAACCUGGUGAAGGGAGCUCAGAAUGGGUGCCUAUCGAAUCCACUAUUGCGGCCAUUUCCAACUUUACCCGGGUGCGAAUCUCGGCCGCCAUUCAAUGCGAUCAUGCCGCAUGCAGAGAACAGGAAAAUGAGUUGCAAAUCAACACUGGCGUCAGAGACGACAUCACCGAUGGCUAUAAAGCACGGUAUAAUCUUGAUAUCGAUGGAAAUGGUCUCAGUGGGCGCUUCUACCGCCUUCUCAUGUCGAAAUCCGCGGUCUUGAAGCAAACUCUUUACCAGGAGUGGCACGAUGACUGGUUGAUACCUUGGUUUCAUUACAUACCAAUCAGCAUGGAUCUUCGCGAUUUCCCUGAAAUUGUUCGUUACUUGACUCAAGAGCCAGAGGGACAAGCUCUGGGUCGGAAAGUUGCUGAGAACAGUUAUGACUGGUCACGCCGCGUACUUCGCACUGAAGACAUGAGACUGGUCUGGUGGCGGUUAAUGCUGGAGUACGGAAGACUUAUCAACGAUGAUCGUGACCAGAUGGGGUACAAAAAUUAA
Penicillium daleae is the source of this 1704-nucleotide messenger RNA. RefSeq lists its product as uncharacterized. The record is from RefSeq and is a predicted model, not a curated record. The transcript has a single exon. The coding region runs from base 1 to 1704 and encodes 567 amino acids. NCBI's taxonomy places the organism in Eukaryota, Fungi, Ascomycota, Eurotiomycetes, Eurotiales, Aspergillaceae.